Messenger RNA from Synchiropus splendidus (mandarinfish), 3401 nucleotides. RefSeq names its product DnaJ (Hsp40) homolog, subfamily C, member 14 (gene dnajc14). The record is from RefSeq and is a predicted model, not a curated record. The transcript is spliced from 7 exons. Bases 321 to 2264 code for a protein of 647 amino acids. NCBI's taxonomy places the organism in Eukaryota, Metazoa, Chordata, Actinopteri, Syngnathiformes, Callionymidae. Gene Ontology annotation, molecular function: dopamine receptor binding.
CUCAGACACUGAAGAAGUUAGUAGACAGGAAGAAGAGGAAGACGUUUCAAGAAACUAAAUAAAGGAGCUGAGGGAGAAGAAGUGAGCGUAAAACACCACGGACCCCCGGCACGGUGUCGACCAGGUCUCUCCGCGGACUCCCAGGACACACAUGGAUGCAUGAUGGGAAAUAUGUGAGCUCCUUGGGAUGCUGCUGCUGAUAUGGUGGUCCUGCCUCUUGCCUUAAAGGGACCCCAGUCUCACCGUUUGAGAGUCUGGGGAAAACACUGCAACAGAUUAUGGAUUUAGGUUAAGUUGUGCAGCUCGAAAGCGCAAACGUCAUGGAGAGAGCGGCUGCUAAGAGCGAGAGCAAUUCCGAUACCGAGGGGGACCUGCCUGACACGGACUGCCCGCCGGCGUCCAAGCCCAGCGGCGGUGCUGAUGAGGAUAAAGCAGCCAAUGUGAAGUUGAGAGCCUGUGACGCCACAGACCCUGCAGGUCUCCAGGACUCUGAGGUCUAUUCAGCCAAGUGCCACACCGAUGAGUCUGACGGGCUGGAGCAUGAAAGUGUGGAAGGCUUUGAGAAUUCACCAGUUAUCAAUCAGGAGGAGGAUGAAGCGGCCAAAGAGCAGCCAGCGGAUGAGGAGUCCUUCUGGAACAGUCUGGGGAAGAGGUGCAAACUGAGGGUCCGUGGAUCUGCGCCGGAGCAGAGGAGUCAAAGUCCUCAGAGCAGCUUUUCCUCCUUCCCAAAAGGCUCUCUGCCCAGCGGGAGCAGGCACCGUCAGGCCCGCCGACGGAACCACCAGCACCAGCAGCGAGGCCGCCGGCGCACGGGAAACCACCUGGUGUUGGCCUUCAAAGACAUGUUGUCCGAGUCCCUGAGCCUGUGGUGCGUCUCCUGCAUCCACAUGAUGAUCGAGGUCAUCGUGACUCUAGCUCACAGCUGCGGCGUCUGUGUGGAGGCCGGCGUGCUCAGGCUUCACGGCCUCGGACAGCAGCUCUUGGCGAAGGUCACUGACGUACCGGGAAUGAAGGCUGACGCCGUCCGGAUCUUAGAAUGGACAAAAUGCUUCGGAGCUGAUGCGGCGGGUAGAAUUGUCAGAGCUUUUCAUUGGAUAAAGACUGCAGUCCUGUCGGCGCUGCUCCUCAGCUGGGCUUUCGUGACUCUGUGCUCCCACUGGGUGAAGCGCUUAGCUGUGCGACUCGCUGGGGAGAGAGGGAAGCGCUGCGGCUCGGCCUUGCAAAAUUCCAGAGUUUGGAGGAGAGUGGCGUCGUGGCUGGAGCGAGCCAGAAGCUGGUGCCGGAGGCGUUGGACUCGGAGCUCAGCGUCUGAGUCGCCAGGGAGAGCCGGCAAACUUCCGUCCGGCCACGAGCUGGAACGACUUCUUGCCUUAGCCGAGGUCCCCGAGGAAGAGCUGGACCCUUUCACGGUGCUCGGCGUGGAGGUCAGCGCGACGGAGGCCGAGUUGAAGAAGGCCUACAGACAGCUGGCCGUGCAGGUGCACCCCGACAAGAAUAAGCACCCGCGAGCGGGCGAGGCCUUCAAGGUCCUGAGGGCCGCGUGGGACGUCGUCAGCAAUCCAGAGAUGCGGCAGGAGUACGAGCUGAAGCGCAUGGCAGCAACGGAGCUCUCCAAGUCCAUGAACGAGUUCCUCACCAAGCUGCAGGACGACCUGAAGGAAGCCAUGAACACCAUGAUGUGCACCAAGUGUGAAGGCAAGCACAAGCGCUUCGAGAUGGACCGCGAGCCCGCCGAGGCCCGCUUCUGUGCCGAGUGCAACAGAUGCCACGGUGCCGAGGAGGGCGACCUGUGGGCCGAGUCCAGCAUGUUGGGCCUCCGCAUCACCUACUUUGCUUGCAUGGACGGCAAAGUGUACGACAUCACAGAGUGGGCGGGCUGCCAGAGAAUAGGCAUCUCUCCAGACACGCACCGCGUGCCCUACCACAUCUCCUUCGGCUCCAAGAACAACAGCACCUCCACCAGGCACAGGAACCCGCCUGAGCACCCCACCAGCCCCCCGUACCCCACUGACCUGCACGACUUCUUCAGCCGGAUCUUCAAGGGAGGUGGCUCCAACGACAUGGCCGCCAACGGGGGCUUCUUCCCCUCAGGUUGUCCUCCCCCGAACCCCGCUGCCGCAGGAGUCCCCCCAUUCUCUCCUCCUCCCGGACAGACGGGCUUCUUCCCCCCGGGAAGCCACCGGCCGGAGUCCAGCGAGACGCCGGCCGAGGGUGGCAAACCGCCCCGGAGGAAGAGGAAGCUCCGUAAACCCUUCCAGAGGUGAGGUCUGCUGCGUGUGUCGCCCCCCCCACCUCCCAGAUUUGGAGGCCGUGGGUCCCCCCGGACCUGGACCGAGGUGGUCUCAGUAUUAUUCGAGAAACGUCUGCAGUGCAGUGACGGCUCUCCACCUCCCAUUUCACCCUGCUUUCCUUUGACUGUGGCGUCCACUUCACUCCCCAUGAGGCUGGUUCUUCCGUGCACAGCUCAGCUCUUGAGUGGACUCAUCUUCAUCUGCUCUGAGGAGCCAGGGAGGAUGAGCUCAGCAGAUGACACCAGGUGAAGGAGCCGCGACCCUCAUGGACUGGCCUCAGCCGCGCGGCCUGCCUUUUUCACGGAUCUUUCUGUACGCCCGAUGGAAACCAGAUGAACUGCCAUUAUAUCCUCACGAAUGAAAGAGACGGUGGAGACCGCGCCAGUGACGGGACGUUCUGCUGCCGAUCAAGCCUCCACCCAGUGUUUCCAGCGCAGAUUCAAAGCUGCCGACGCCACUGGUGAUGUGCCGUCUGCACAGCUGAUCCUUUUCUGCUUGAAAGCAACACAACUCAGAUUUCUUUGAAUCACGGUGUAAUUGAAGCACAACAUUAUGACCACCUGACGCAGGACCAGUCCUCGCUUCCAUUCACUGUGGUUCCCUUCAUCACUGGUUGCCAGGUCGAUGGUGAGAACAUUGGACUUGUCUUGGACUCAUGUUUGCUUGGCUCAGUGAAGGUGUCGGCGCUGUUGGGUCCAGAGAGAGGUGGAGUGAGUGUUGCUGGAACCUGCUGUUUCAGAGGCGACAGGGGUCGAUGCAGGUGGUCAUAAUGUUGUGGCUAUGAGCAGAGAAUCACUGAUGAAUGUGUUCUGAAGAACUUCAUUCUCUCUCCUAAUAUCUCCAACGACGCCGCGCUGCUGGUUGUGCAUCACAAACGUGCUGAUGAAGCAGCUGGAUGGAGUAAUGCAUUGCACUGUCUUUGGUCGAAGAGCCCCAGGAUUCUGGGCUCCGCCUGCCUUCAUGACGUCAUUUGUUCGCCACUAUUUUGACAUCAUUGUCUUGACUGAAGGAGCCUCUCUCGUUGUCCGGUGUGAGUCGCUGCACAAGAAAUGUUGGAGGGUGUUGUUUAGAAAUAAACCAAAACAAUGGAGUUUUAUUCUACAACUCUGC